Bombina bombina (fire-bellied toad) is the source of this 392-nucleotide messenger RNA. Its product is annotated as cytochrome b-c1 complex subunit 10. Lineage: Eukaryota; Metazoa; Chordata; Amphibia; Anura; Bombinatoridae. Gene Ontology annotation, biological process: mitochondrial electron transport, ubiquinol to cytochrome c. The transcript has 3 exons. The coding region runs from base 16 to 186 and encodes 56 amino acids. The record is from RefSeq and is a predicted model, not a curated record. Gene Ontology annotation, cellular component: mitochondrial inner membrane.
CUGUAUGUUGUAGUCAUGAUCGGCAGGUUGCUGGGUCCUCGGUAUCAGCAGUUGGCAAAGAAUUGGGCUCCAAUUCUAGCCACAUGGGGUACAGUUGGAGGAGUAGGACUAAUCUGGGCCACUGACUGGAGGCUAUUUCUUGACUAUGUCCCAUAUGUAAAUGGAAAAUUUAAGGAAGAGAAAUAAAUUGGUAUGUGUGAGACCUGCUAUAUGCCAUAUGCUCCUUACGUGAUCUGUGAUCCUGUGCAGAAAUGAAUUCAAGAUUGAGUUGAUCUGCUUGCUUGAUGCACAAUUUAAGGACAUGCCCCCGGAUGUGUUAAUGAACUGUUGAAGUCCUUAUUUAUAAUGGAAACAUUGGUGUACAGUUUAAAAAUAAACGCUGUUUCUGUAAA